GGGGCACAUGGGGCCCAUUCAUGGCUUCGUUGAUGGUCCACAGAGCGCUACAUAAUGCUCGUCCUUUCGACUCAUGCUCACACGACAUCAUUCUGACCUAUACAAUUUUUAGGAGGCAUCGUAGCGUGACUUGCGUGUGCGACUUGCGAACUGUUGCAUAUUUGGUCACGUAGCAUCGUUUACCCGUAUGCAUUCAACCGGCGAGAAAAGACCACGCACGGCGUCUUUGUCCGAUCAGAACGACUUUGUGCAACAGUCCAGUGGCCUAUCCGUCACAGAUAGCAUUUUAGCUCUCUCAGGAAGUCCUUCACGGAAGAAAGCCAGUAUGAACUCUACGGACAAUUCUGCGACGGGAAUGGGCGCCAGAUUGCAAUCCAUUGCGUGCGAGCAUCUUUCGGCAGCUCUCAAGAAAUUGCAACCGCCAAGGGUGUCACAGCAGGUUCACAAAGAGGAAUGCACGCUCUGUUUCGACGAUCACGAUGGAGUGAACGGAGUCGAUGUGUGCUUGCAUUGUUUCAAUGGGGGAUGCUCGGGGCCAGACAGCGAUCGGCAACAUGCCAAGCUACACCUCGAGAAGACAGGUCACGCCAUCGCAGUCAAUGUCAAGCGGAGAGCGAAGCCAAAGGCCGAGACGAAUGAGCCCGAGCCAAAGCCUAUCAAGCUUGCGAUUCACGCCGAGGGAGAGGCUGACAAGUAUGACUACAGUUACGUGCCCAAAUGUCUCGCAUGCAACGAUAUAGAAUUUGACACUGCUUCUAUAGCACAGUUGCAACCUUUCGUAGACGGCGUUGUAAAGUCAAUGUCCUCUGCCCAACAGAGUGAAGUGAAAAGCUGGGAGGAGGAGAUCGUCAAUUGCGAGCACACGGACAAGCUAGUGCAACUUGAAGAGGACAAGAGGCAGAAAAUCGAUUCAAGCAUCAAGACUGGGCAACCGGAACGACAUUGCUCGCUAUGCGAUCUGACAUCGAAUUUAUGGCUUUGCUUGACCUGCGGAAAUUUGGGGUGCGGGAGAGCGCAAUUCGGAGGGGUUGGCGGCAACAGUCACGGUCUCGCCCACUUCAAAGCUACAGGUCAUCCCUGCAGUGUCAAGCAAGGGACCAUCACACCCGAAGGCUCAGCCGACGUAUACUGUUAUGCAUGCAAUGACGCUCGGCUUGACAAUCGGCUGGCCGAACACCUUGGUAACCUGGGUAUCGUGGUCGCCAAUCUGAGCAAGACGGAGAAGAGCAUGACAGAGCUCCAAGUGGAGCAGAACCUUUCGUUCGAUUUUAGCAUGAUGGGUGAAGAUGGUCAGAAGCUGCAGUCGGUGUUUGGGCCAGGGCUAACCGGACUCCGCAACCUCGGGAACAGCUGCUACCUCGCUUCGAUCCUUCAGUCGCUUUUCUCCUUCCCGUCAUUUAUCAGGCGCUAUGGCGACGCGUACAGACAGCAUUCGCUCGUAUGCGAGAACCCUUUACCUGCAGCAUGCUUGGAAUGCCAGCUUGGCAAGAUGGCCGAUGGGCUCCUUUCCGGACGCUACUCUGUGCCUGCUCCCGCGCUGCGUAACACGUCUGAAGACGCGGACGAGGUACGCUUCCAGGCGGGCAUCAAGCCUGCCAUGUUCAAGAAUCUCAUUGGCAAAGGCCAUUCGGAGUUCGCAACGAUGCGCCAGCAAGAUGCGGAUGAAUUCUUCAAGCACAUCGUCGACUGCAUACAGAAGGAGAACCGUCGAUUGCAGUCAUCAGCUACGGCAGGCGGAUUGGCGCCGGGCGCGCUGAUCGAUGAUGUGACCAGCAUUUUUGGCUUUGAGCUCGAACACCGGCUGCAGUGCACCCAGUGCCAUAGGGUACGAUACAAGAUCGAGAGGCAAGAUGCGGGUCUCAGCUUGCCGGUGCCGCUACGGCCAGUCGCGGAGACCGCCAGCGAAAACAUGGAGGUGGAUUUUAAGCAACAGGCACCUGCGGAAGGGGUAGGCUCUGCGGGUGCAGCUCUCGCUCCUGCAAAUGCAGUGGGCAAAGUCAAAUUUGAGCCCGUGUCCAUCGAUGAAUGCCUGGACUUAUAUACCGGAACGGAGACGAUCCCAGAUUAUGCGUGUCCGCAGUGCAAGGCCAAGACAAUCGCAACGAAGCAGACGCAAUUCAAAACCUUCCCGCAGGUGCUUGCCAUCGCCGUUCGUAGGUUCCAGCUGAUCGGCUGGGUCCCGCAGAAGGUGGAUGUGAAGGUUCAAGUGCCGCUCGGCUUGGCAGAGGAACAAAAUGGCGGUGUCUUGCAGCUCGAUCAUUAUCUCGGCCACGGCAUGCAAGAAGGAGAGGAGGAGUUGCCGCAAGACGAAAACAGCGGGGACGCUGGUGGAGGUCGCCUGCCGCAGUUCGAUGCCAAUGCCAUGUCGCAACUGACUGCCAUGGGGUUCCCGGAGAUCCGAUGUCAGAAGGCGCUGCUGGCGACAGGGAACACGGGCGAUGCCGAGGCCGCGAUGACCUGGCUUUUCAGCCACAUGGAAGAUGCCGACAUUGACGACCCCAUCGACUUGGAAACGUAUGCGGCCGCAAGUGGUGGCACCAUCGCCGCUGCGCUAGACACAUCCAUGCUUGAAGACAUGGGAUUCAGCAAGGCGCAAGCAACCAAGGCACUGCGCAUCAAUAACGGGAAUGCGGAGAUGGCCGUGGCUUGGCUGUUCGAAAACCCUGACGAUCCUGGCGAGGAGUCCAGCACAGCAGCAGUAACAGCAGCAGAUGAAGAGGUGGGACCUUCGAGUGAAUCGACCGCGCUGUACAUUGGCGAUGCCAGCCUGCCGGCGAGAUACAGGCUCAAGUCAUUCAUCUCUCACAAGGGGUACGUCUCUCACAUCCGCAAGCUCAACGCUGAGGAUGGCUGGGUUCUCUUCAAGUCGUCAAAGCGCCUUUGUCAUCUUCUUCUAAAGAAGACCUGCAGUCGGAUGUCGGCGUCAAAGGUCUUUCGCAGCUCGCAUAUGUGUACUUCUUCGAGCGAUGCUAGCCAUUUACGGUGUGCUUGCAUGUACGUACACUACAGAGUCAGUGUCCACUGACGGCACGCCCAUGCCACGUGAAACUGCCUUUCGC
Messenger RNA from Tilletiaria anomala UBC 951, 3059 nucleotides. RefSeq names its product ubiquitinyl hydrolase. Gene Ontology annotation, molecular function: protein binding; cysteine-type deubiquitinase activity; zinc ion binding. Gene Ontology annotation, biological process: protein deubiquitination. The transcript has 5 exons. The coding region runs from base 188 to 3025 and encodes 945 amino acids. The record is from RefSeq and is a predicted model, not a curated record. NCBI's taxonomy places the organism in Eukaryota, Fungi, Basidiomycota, Exobasidiomycetes, Georgefischeriales, Tilletiariaceae.